Molecule: messenger RNA, 1618 nt
Organism: Sander lucioperca (pikeperch)
Lineage: Eukaryota; Metazoa; Chordata; Actinopteri; Perciformes; Percidae
Gene: rnf34a
Product: ring finger protein 34a
Exons: 8
Coding region: 202-1278 (358 amino acids)
Biological process (GO): proteasome-mediated ubiquitin-dependent protein catabolic process; protein K48-linked ubiquitination; negative regulation of extrinsic apoptotic signaling pathway via death domain receptors
Cellular component (GO): cytoplasm; plasma membrane
Molecular function (GO): ubiquitin protein ligase activity
Source: RefSeq, a predicted model, not a curated record
GAGAAGCAGCGGCAGCGACAGAAGCGGUGGCAACGGCGGCAGAAGUAUAGAAGCGGCGGCAGCGGCAGAGGCGGUGCUCGGGUCUCGACCGUUAAUCUCAUCAGGACGCAUUCAGGCAGUUAAAGAAGUGGUGAUGAUGCUCCAUAUUGAAAUGUUAACGCCACCAGCCUCCUCCUUCACAGUAGAAACGCCGGAGCUGCAAUGAAGACAGGGGCCUCGUCCAUGUGGGCUUCAUGCUGUGGUCUGCUGAAUGACGUCAUGGGCACCGGGGCGGUCAGAGGUCAGCAGGCGGGGUUCGGGGCCGGGGCGGGACCCUUCAGAUUCGCCCCCAGCGCCGGGUACUCCACGUACCCCCCCAGCAGCUCAGGGAGCCCCAGUCCGCUGUGCAAGGCCUGCGGCCAGGCCUUCUCCGUCUUCAGGAGGAAGUAUAUGUGCACUGACUGCAGGAAGGGAUUCUGCUCCGUGUGUUCGGAGCUCCAGGAUAACCUCCGCCUGUGCUCAGUGUGUCGGUUGCUACGGGCGACGGCGUUCCAGCGCCCGCGGCUGAUGCGUCUGCGGGUGCGAGAGCUGCGUCAGUACCUGCUGCUACGCAACGUCUCCACGGAAACCUGCAGGGAGAAGGAGGACCUGGUGGAGCUGGUGCUGUGUCACCACGGCAACCAGGACGAGGACGCGGGCUCGCCCUCGCCGUCCGCCGUGCGCUCGCCCGCCUCGCAGGGCCAGCCAAUCAGCCGCAGCGACAGCUCUGACACCAACCAGGACUCAGGUGACGCUACGUCUGUGUCUCUGCUGAACCUGGACGCCGGCGAACGCACUCCGGAGGUCAGUCCUCCGACGCGGCGCCGAGCCUCUCUGUCGGACGUCUCCAGUCUCCGAGACGUGGAGGAUCUGUCCGUCCGCCAGCUGAAGGAGAUCCUGGCCAGGAACUUCGUCAACUACUCGGGCUGCUGUGAGAAGUGGGAGCUGGUGGAGCGCGUGGGCCGCCUGUACCGGGAGACCCAGGACAACCGGAGAUCACGGGAGAAUGUGAGCAGUACUGUAACCUCAGACGUGGCCCCCCCCCCUCCUCUCUGCAACGGAGCCGUGGCCGACGGUGAGAAGAGUCCUCUGGAGCUCCAUGACGACGGUCUCUGCCGUAUCUGCAUGGACGGUGUGAUCGACUGCGUCCUGCUGGAAUGCGGUCACAUGGUCACCUGCACCAAGUGCGGCAAGAGGAUGAACGAGUGUCCCAUCUGCCGGCAGUACGUGGUCCGCGCCGUGCACGUCUUCAAGUCCUAACGCCACACACACACACACACACACACACACACACACACACACACACACACACACACACACACACACACACACACACACACAUCCCCCAAAAAACUCUGAUCCUGUGGAUGCUCCAACUGAUUGCACAUUGAAGUAUUAUGAACAGAGUUUCUACGGGGUUACAUAUGUCUCAUUAUGUGUGAACAUCUCUGUGUGAAUGUGUAAUCUGUAAAUAUUAACCCGCCUGUUGUCUUCCCCGUUGACCAUGAUGCAACUUUUAGUUUUUCUGGGUCAAAAUGUAAAAAGAAAUUCCAACAUUUUGGUCGUCUUUUUCGACACUUGUGUCACUUUUUUCGAAGUU